Megalops cyprinoides (Indo-Pacific tarpon) is the source of this 5693-nucleotide messenger RNA. RefSeq names its product intersectin-1-like. Gene Ontology annotation, molecular function: guanyl-nucleotide exchange factor activity; protein binding; calcium ion binding. NCBI's taxonomy places the organism in Eukaryota, Metazoa, Chordata, Actinopteri, Elopiformes, Megalopidae. Gene Ontology annotation, biological process: intracellular signal transduction; positive regulation of Rho protein signal transduction. The transcript has 41 exons. The record is from RefSeq and is a predicted model, not a curated record. The coding region runs from base 195 to 5501 and encodes 1768 amino acids.
CAUAGCAGUACGGCGGGUUGCGAGAGAGGAAAACGGGAGUCGAAAAGAAAGAAAAUCCUGGCAUCGGCUGGGGGGAUUUUAAAUUUUUAAAAUUAUUUUAUUGUGCUUAGCUGGCUAGCUGCUGAGGUGGCUAUUUUCCAUGGGGCACCAAUGAUGAGGAAGGCGCCGCGCUGCUGGAGUUGACGGACUGAACCAUGGCUCAGUUUCCCACACCCUUCGGAGGGGGCCUGGAUACUUGGGUCAUCUCUGUGGAUGAGCGGGCCAAACAUGACCAGCAGUUCCACAGCCUGACUCCCACGCCAGCUGGGUUCAUUACAGGUGACCAGGCCAGGAAUUUCUUCCUCCAGUCCGGUCUGCCCCCUCCCAUCCUCGCACAGAUAUGGGCUCUGGCAGACCUCAACAACGAUGGAAAAAUGGACAUCCACGAGUUCUCCAUCGCCAUGAAGCUGAUCAAGCUGAAGCUGCAGGGGCACCCUCUGCCCCCCUCGCUGCCCCCCGCCAUGAAGCAGCCGCCCCUCCCCCUGCCCCCGGCCCCGCCCUUCGGUAUGGCCCCAAUGCCCGGGAUGCCAGGUCUCCCGGGGCCGCCCCCUGUACCCCUGCCCGCCAUGCCGGGGGUGGGAAUGUCUCCCCCUCUCGUGUCAUCAGUGCCUCCUCCCGUGCCCCCCAUGGCCAACGGAGCGCCCGCCAUGAUUCAGCCCAUGACCGGAUUCACACACCCAGCCGCUGCCCUCAACAAAAGCUCCUCUUUCAACCGCUCCAGCACCAAACUGCAGAAGGGACAGUCCUUCGAAACGCCCACUGCCCCGGCAGCCCCCCCUCCGACAGACUGGGCCGUGCCGCAGUCCUCGCGGCUAAAGUACCGACAGCUCUUCAACAGCCACGACAAGAUGAUGAGCGGCCAUCUCACGGGACCACAAGCAAGAACCAUCCUCAUGCAGUCCAGUUUACCACAAGCCCAGCUGGCUUCUAUAUGGAACCUGUCGGACAUUGAUCAGGAUGGGAAGCUGACGGCAGAGGAGUUCAUUUUGGCUAUGCACCUGAUCGACAUGGCCAUGUCCGGCCUGCCUCUGCCGCCUGUUCUGCCCCCAGACUUCAUCCCGCCCACAUUCAGGAGAGUGCGCUCGGGCAGCGGGAUCUCGGUGGCCAGCCUGCACGUGGCCGACCAGUGGGUCUCGGAGGAGACCGAUGAGGAGGACUCGCAGAGCGCAGAAAAGAAGCUGCCAGUGACGUUCGAGGACAAAAAGCGGGAGAACUUCGAGCGGGGGAACCUGGAGCUGGAGAAGCGGCGGCAGGCCCUGCUGGAGCAGCAGAGGAAGGAGCAGGAGAGGCUGGCUGCGCUGGAGAGGCAGGAGCAGGAGAGGAAGGAGCGGGAGCGUCUGGAGCAGGAGAGACGCCGCCAGCAGGAGCUGGAGAGGCAGCUGGAGAAGCAGAGGGAGCUGGAGAGGCAGAGGGAGGAGGAGAGGCGCAGGGAGAUCGAGCGGAGAGAGGCGGCCAAGCGGGAGCUGGAGCGCCAGAGGCAGCUGGAGUGGGAGAGGAGCCGGCGGCAGGAGCUGCUCACCCAGAGGAACCGCGAGCAGGAGAACAUCGUGCUGCUCAAGGCCCGGAAGAAGACGCUGGAGUUCGAGCUGGAGGCCCUGAAUGACAAGAAGCAGCAGCUGGAGGGAAAGCUCCAGGACAUCCGCUUCCGCCUGUCCGCGCAGCGGCACGAGAUCGAGAGCACCAACAAGACCCGCGAGCUGCGCAUCGCCGAGAUCACCCACCUGCAGCGGCAGCUCCAGGAAUCGCAGCAGUGGCUGGGCCGUCUGAUCCCGGAGAAACAGUGUCUGAAUGACCAGCUGAAACAGGUCCAGCAGAACAGCCUUCACAGAGACUCCCUGGCGACCCUGCGCAAAGCCCUGGAGUCGAAGGAGUCAACCCGGCAGCGGCUCCGUGAGCAGCUGGACACGGUGGAGCGGGAGACGCGGUCCAAACUGCUGGAGAUCGACGCCUUCAACAACCAGCUCAAGUCAGAGAGCCUGGUGGACGAAGCGCUGUUGGACUGUCUGUGCUCUCUCCUGGACUGUUUGCAGCAUUUAGACUCCUACCUAAAGGAGCUGAGGGAGAUCCACAACAAGCAGCAGAGGCAGAAGCAGAAGGAUUUGGAAGUGGAGAUUCAGGGGCAGGAGCAGGACGUGAAGGCCACAGACCUGCAGGAGGGCCGCCUGGAACCCGUGAAGGAUGGGGUGCCAGGUGCGUGGAGGGACGAGGGGAGGGUGGAGCCCCCCACCCCGCCCCCGCAGCCCUGGAUGACGCGGGUGUCGGAGGAGGACGGCCGGAGCAAGAAGGACAUGCAGGACAAGCUGAACAAGCUGCUGAUGCAGCAGGCAGAGCUGGGGAAGGGGGCGUCCCAGCCGCCGUGGCCCACAGGGGAGAAGAUUCCAGUGUCAGGGUUUAACCAGGACAAGGUGAAGGUGGUCUUUUACAGGGCGCUGUACCCCUUCGACGCCCGCAGCCAUGACGAGAUCACCAUCCAGCCCGGGGACAUCAUCAUGGUGAAAGGGGAGUGGGUUGACGAGUCACAGACGGGCGAGCCCGGUUGGCUGGGCGGAGAGCUGAAGGGGAAGACGGGCUGGUUCCCCGCCAACUACGCAGAGAAGAUUCCGGAAGCGGAGGUGCCCGUCAGCCUGCGAGCGGCAGCCAGCUCGGGCUCCGUCCCCAAACUGGCCGCCCGCAUCACGCCCACGUCCACUGCCACCGCCGCCGCCGCCGCCGUCACCGCGCCCUCUCCCGUGCAGCCCCCGCCUUCCGAGGGCGUGGCCUCCACCCCGCCAGUCACCUCCGCGGCCCCUCCCACUGCCACCGCACCUGCUUCCACAUCGUCAUCCUCCUCCAGUAACUGGGCGGACUUCAGUACCACGUGGCCGUCCAACGCAGCAGAGAAGCCAGAGGCGGAUGGCUGGGACGCCUGGCCCACACAGCCCUCCCUGUCGGUGCCCAGCGCGGGGCAGCUGCGCCAGCGCUCCGCCUUCACCCCCGCCACCCUCACAGGCUCCUCGCCCUCGCCUGUCCUGGGACAGGGCGAGAGGGUGGAGGGUCUCCAGGCCCAGGCGCUCUAUCCCUGGCGGGCGAAGAAGGACAACCACCUGAACUUCAAUAAGAGCGACCUGAUCACAGUGCUGGAGCAGCAGGACAUGUGGUGGUUCGGGGAGGUGCAGGGCCAGCGGGGAUGGUUCCCCAAAUCCUACGUCAAACUCAUCUCAGGCCCCGUGCGCAAGUCUAUGAGCAUUGAGUCGGGGUCGUCUGAAAGCCCCCCCAGUGUGAAGAGACCCACCCCCUCUCCCAGCAAGCCUAUGGAGCCAGGGGAAGAGUACAUCGCGAUGUACACGUACGAGAGCAGUGAGCAGGGCGACCUGACGUUCCAGCAGGGGGAUGUGAUCGCGGUCACGAAAAAGGAGGGGGACUGGUGGACGGGCGUGGUGGGGGACAAGACGGGCGUCUUCCCUUCAAAUUACGUCAAACCCAAGGACUCCGAGGGCCUGGGGCCGGCUGGGAAGACGGGGAGUCUGGGAAAGAAGCCGGAGAUCGCCCAGGUGAUCGCCCCCUACAGUGCCACAGGGGCGGAGCAGCUGACCCUUGCGCCCGGGCAGCUUAUCCUCAUCAGGAAGAAGAACCCGGGAGGCUGGUGGGAGGGGGAGCUGCAGGCUAGAGGGAAGAAGCGUCAGAUAGGCUGGUUUCCCGCCAACUACGUGAAGCUGCUGAGUCCCAGCACCAAUAAGUCGACGCCGACGGAGCCCACGCCUCCUAAAGCAGUGGUGCCCAGCGCAGUGUGCCAGGUGAUCGGCAUGUACGACUACAUCGCGCAGAACGACGACGAGCUGCCUUUCGGGAAGGGCCAGGUCAUCAACGUGCUGAGCAGGGAGGACCCCGACUGGUGGAAGGGGGAGCUGAACGGCUCCGUGGGCCUCUUCCCCUCCAACUACGUCAAGCUGACCACCGACACGGACCCCAGCCAGCAAUGGUGCGCCGACCUGCACCUCUUGGAGAUGCUGACCCCCAUGGAGAGGAAACGGCAGGGGUACACCCACGAGCUCAUUGCCACUGAGGAGAACUACGUCAACGACCUGCAACUCGUCACUGAGGUCUUUCAGAAGCCGCUGCUGGAGUCAGAGCUGCUGACUGAGAAGGAGGUGGCCAUGAUCUUCGUCAACUGGAAGGAGCUCAUUAUGUGCAACAUCAAGCUGCUCAAGGCCCUGCGGGUGAGGAAGAAGAUGUCGGGCGAGCGCAUGCCGGUGAAGAUGAUCGGCGACAUCCUGACGGCGCAGCUGCCCCACAUGCAGCCCUACAUCCGCUUCUGCAGCUGCCAGCUCAACGGCGCCACCUUAAUCCAACAGAAGACCGACGAGGUGCCCGACUUCAAGGAGUUCGUCAAGAGGUUAGCCAUGGACCCGCGCUGUAAGGGCAUGCCACUGUCCAGCUUCCUACUCAAGCCCAUGCAGAGGGUCACCCGCUACCCCCUCCUCAUCAAGAACAUCCUGGAGAACACCCCCGAGAGCCACCCGGACCACAGCCACCUGAAGCAGGCCCUGGAGAAGGCCGAGGAGCUGUGCUCACAGGUCAACGAGGGUGUGAGGGAGAAGGAGAACUCAGACCGGCUGGAGUGGAUUCAGGCCCACGUCCAGUGUGAGGGGCUGUCUGAGCAACUGGUGUUCAACUCCGUGACCAACUGCCUGGGCCCACGCAAGUUCCUGCACAGUGGCAAGCUCUACAAGGCCAAGAGCAGCAAGGAGCUGUACGGCUUCCUGUUCAACGACUUCCUGCUGCUCACGCAGAUCAUCAAGCCCCUGGGCUCCUCGGGCUCCGAGAAGGUCUUCAGCCCCAAGUCCCACCUGCAGUACAGGAUGUAUAAGACGCCCAUAUUCCUGAACGAGGUGCUGGUGAAGCUCCCCACGGACCCCUCGGGGGACGAGCCCAUCUUCCACAUCUCGCAUAUUGACAGAGUUUACACGCUGAGGGCGGAGAGCAUCAGCGAGAGGACAGCCUGGGUGCAGAAGAUCAAGGCUGCCUCUGAGCUUUACAUCGAGACCGAGAAGAGGAAGCGGGAGAAGGCGUACCUGGUACGGUCACAGAGGGCCACUGGCAUUGGCCGGCUGAUGGUAAACAUCGUAGAGGGCAUCGAACUAAAGCCCUGUCGCUCUCACGGGAAGAGUAACCCAUAUUGUGAGGUAACAAUGGGCUCUCAGUGCCACAUCACCAAGACCCUACAAGAUACACUGAACCCCAAGUGGAACUCCAACUGUCAGUUCUUCAUUAAAGACCUGGAACAGGAUGUCCUGUGUGUGACGGUGUUCGAGAGGGACCAGUUUUCCCCUGAUGACUUCCUGGGCAGGACGGAGAUCCGGCUGGCAGACAUUAAGAAGGACCAGGGUUCGAAAGGCCCAAUCACGAAGCGGCUCCUCCUGCACGAGGUUCCGACCGGCGAGAUAGUGGUGCGGCUGGACCUGCAGCUCUUCGACGAGCCGUAGACCUGGCUCUCCUGGAUCGGCUCCUGCUGGCUCCGGCUCCCUGACGCUCCCAUUUGGAUUCUCAAACACUCCAACUCCCCACCACAGUGUUCUGAAUCUCCGAUGUACUGAUCCCCACUAGCAGCACCUCCUGUGCGUGUGUGUGCCCGCGUGCGUCUAUGUGCGUGUGCAUGUGAGAGAGUGUCUGUCUGU